Molecule: messenger RNA, 720 nt
Organism: Penicillium coprophilum
Lineage: Eukaryota; Fungi; Ascomycota; Eurotiomycetes; Eurotiales; Aspergillaceae
Exons: 3
Coding region: 1-720 (239 amino acids)
Biological process (GO): exocytosis
Cellular component (GO): cell tip; Golgi to plasma membrane transport vesicle
Molecular function (GO): guanyl-nucleotide exchange factor activity
Source: RefSeq, a predicted model, not a curated record
AUGUCGACCUCCCUCACUACACUUGUCGCACCGGCCAUGGGUAUUGCUACAGAAAAACAAUGCCCUAUGUGUUGGGGAGAAGGAUUUCUUCAAGAUGGCUCUGGCGCCCACGAUAGGAUCCAGGAGUUGGAGGGGCAGGUUCAUGCGUUGACAGCGCGCGCGUCAGCUACAGCUUCCAAACUCCGCGAAUACGAAGAUGAACAGCUCUUCACUAGGGAGACCCCCUCCCAAAUCGACCAGUCACCACAACGCCCAACAACCUCAGAUUCCCAACCCCAAACAUACCACAGCCGCCUCACCAACCUAGCCUCUCUUCUUCCCUACCGACGCGGCAGCGCAACCCCCGCAAGCGCACCUACAACAUCCAGCGGUCUCCCUAGUACCCCAACCGCGCCGACAACACCCAUCCCACACAUGUCCCCCGCGAACAGCGAGCACACCGCCGAGCUCCAGGAUGCGCUUACGCGCGAACAGAGACUGCGCAAGGCUGCCGAGUUGCAGCUUUCGCAGGCGAGUACUGAGCUAGAGGAGUUGACGGUGCAGCUUUUCAGCCAGGCGAAUGAGAUGGUUGCGGAGGAAAGGAGAGCUCGCGCGAAGCUUGAGGAGAGGGUUGCUGUGUUGGAAAGGAGGGAUGUUGAGAAGCGCAGUCGGUUAGAGAAAUUGGAGAAGGCUAUGGCGCGCGUGGAACGGCUAAGGGCAUUGGUUAAUCAUCAAUCAUGA